This is a messenger RNA of Xyrauchen texanus (razorback sucker), 2693 nucleotides long. Its product is annotated as ras-related protein Rab-39B-like. The coding region runs from base 316 to 957 and encodes 213 amino acids. Gene Ontology annotation, biological process: Rab protein signal transduction. Lineage: Eukaryota; Metazoa; Chordata; Actinopteri; Cypriniformes; Catostomidae. The record is from RefSeq and is a predicted model, not a curated record. The transcript has 3 exons. Gene Ontology annotation, cellular component: Golgi membrane. Gene Ontology annotation, molecular function: GTPase activity; GTP binding.
ACAAACAUCUCUUCAUCCUAAUUCACGAGGCUAACGAUAUGAAUUUACAAAUAAUUUAUGGGCGUUCUGAACGAACUAGUUAUUGAUAUAAAGGCCCCAGACGCGUAUGGUUAUUCGUUUGGUUAGGCUAUUUAUUGCACACUCAAAGCGGGGACUAGUUGCACAUUUAUUCUCAAAAACAUUCGGGUGUGCUUGGAUGCCUUUCCUGGGAACGUCACUAUACUACAUGUUUACAGAAUGAAAGAAAGCGAUAUUGGAUAAUAUGGGAAUUACUAUUGUUAGACACUGAGCAGCAUUACCGAGAUUAAGUAAGAUAUGGAAGCUAUAUGGCUGUACCAGUUCCGGCUGAUUGUCAUUGGUGACUCGACAGUGGGAAAGUCUUGUCUGAUCAGACGCUUCACAGAGGGACGUUUUGCGCUGGUGUCUGAUCCUACUGUCGGAGUCGAUUUCUUUUCCCGCCUGGUAGAGAUUGAACCAGGCAAGCGUAUCAAGCUUCAGAUCUGGGACACGGCUGGCCAAGAAAGAUUCAGAUCUAUCACAAGGGCUUAUUACCGUAAUUCAGUGGGUGGCCUGUUGCUUUUUGACAUCACCAACCGCCGCUCCUUCCAGAAUGUUCACGAGUGGCUGGAGGAAGCGCGCAGUCAUGUGCAGCCACAUAGCAUCGUCUUCUUAUUGGUUGGUCACAAGUGUGACCUGGAACAGCAGCGGCAGGUGAGCCAGCAGGAAGCGGAGAAACUGGCAGUUGCUUAUGGCAUGCGUUACGUGGAAACCUCUGCACGUGAUGCCAUAAAUGUAGAGAGGGCCUUCACCGAGUUGACACGAGAUAUCUUUGAGCUGGUCAAAAGUGGGGACAUCACCAUCCAGGAGGGUUGGGAGGGAGUCAAGAGUGGUUUUGUGCCCAAUGUGGUGCAUUCAUCUGAGGAGGUGACCAAGAGCGACCGUCGAUGCUUCUGUUGAUCAAGUGACUCUGGCUGGUGUAUCAUGGCUCUUCACUGCAAAACCAGUGCUGUUCUUCUCCCUUAGCUUUACAUUUCCCACUAAUGCAGCCCUACAAAUACUUUCUUCCCUCUUCCAGUGUUUCCCGCUCUCAUAAUUACUUCAAGUACAGUUCCUAUUCUCAACAUAAAUUCAGAACUUCACAUUCAAAUAAUGACCUAAAAGAUAAGUGACAAAACUUCAUCCACUUUGUGGCAAGAUGGAACCAGCAGAACUGUGUUGUAAGAAUGGUGCGAGUAAAAGGUUGCAGCAUUUUCCAGACUGGAGAUCUCAAACAUGCAUCCAAGGGAAAAGCUCAUUCUUUGGAGCAAAGACAGGUCCAAAGUUUACACCAAAUAUUCACCCAUCAAUGUUUUCUUCUAAACAGAACAUUUCAGAGCAUGCACAGGAGGACCACACCAGUCAAAACAUCAAUUUUCUCAUUUGCCCAUUUAGCUCCUAUUGUUUUCAUCUGAGCCACAUCCACACUUAUACGUUUUUGUUUUAAAACACAUACGUUUUGCUGUUUACACCUCUCAUUCACACUAGAGUGGCACUUUUCUCCACUGAAAAUGCUCUAUAUUACCUGCAUACUUUGGAAAACGGUGAUGUAAGAAAACUGAAAGGGGAGUCUUGCAACAAAAACAGAUAAGUGUUGAUGUGGCCUAAAGAUACUCCAUAUGGUACUUUCACAUCAUGUCAGAAUUACUGUAAUUAUGACUUUCCGACUUAAAAAUGGUAAAAAAACCUCUUAAAUACAAGUUCAGAACUUCGGAUUUUAUGAAAGAUGAAAAAUUGUGAUGCAAUGUAAAAAUAAACUGUUAAAAGUAGUUUACACAUAUUUCUGUUUGAAAUGGCAUUUUAUUAUAGCCAGUUAUCUUGUGCAAUUUCGUUUUUCUUACAAAGAUGUCAACAACAACAAAGCCGAAAAUUUAUCCAAAUUGGCAUUUUAAGUGUUGCCUAAAAAACGAAUACUUUGAGUUGUCAUCUCGUAAUUACAGUCAUUCCAACACAAAAGUGUAAUUCCUUAUUGGCAUACUGCAUAUUGAUUGUUUGGUGUGACGUCGGAGUUGAAGAAUUCAACAAGAGGGAGAGAAAUUCUGUUCCUUACUGUCGUUGUCUGACAAAGAUGAAGACUGUGCCUGUAGAGGCAAGAGGAUUUACCAAUCAUAGGGAAUGUGAGAAGUAAUAUUUUGUUUUCCUUCAGGAUUAACCCCUUCUGCUUUUGACAUCUUUAAACAGAGAUCUCUCUAAAAAGUAAUGCCGUUAACAAAAAAUUGUCUUUCAAUGCUACAUUAAAAUAUCUGAUACACAUCAACAUCAUCAUCAAUAAAGCUUCCAGGAAAUACUCAAUUCUAGGGAGCCGCAUUUCAAAGUUUCUGACCUUCUCAUUUAAAGUGGUGUAUCACAAUACCACAGAUUUUCCACAUGAAUAGAACAUUCAGGGACUUUAUCCACAUAUCUAUAUGUAAAGCACUGAUAGAUCAUGUCCCAAAGUUGUUCUUUUCAGAUAUAUCAACAAUGAUAUUAGAUUUAAUAUCUGAAUUGGUUCUUAAGAAAUUCCACUUUCAUAACCAUCACUUGAGGUUAGAAGCUGCAGAGUACUUUUUUGACUUCAGACUAAUAAAAGAUCACUAAACCGACUGAAAUUACUAUUAACUGUGUAUUUAUUGAUCUUGCGAGAGAGAUGGAUGAACAAUCAAUAAAAUGUGACUCAA